This is a messenger RNA of Armigeres subalbatus, 4507 nucleotides long. RefSeq lists its product as uncharacterized. The transcript is spliced from 7 exons. The record is from RefSeq and is a predicted model, not a curated record. Gene Ontology annotation, biological process: lipid transport. NCBI's taxonomy places the organism in Eukaryota, Metazoa, Arthropoda, Insecta, Diptera, Culicidae. The coding region runs from base 52 to 4452 and encodes 1466 amino acids. Gene Ontology annotation, molecular function: lipid carrier activity.
GUGAUCAGUUCAAAUCGAAGAACAAGUGUAGUGCAAUUUUGGGGUGAAGUGAUGAAACUUUGGAUAGCUCUUCUUGCCCUCGUGGCAGUAGUGCAUUCUAUGCCCGUGAAGAACUUCUUCUAUGGAACUAGUACCGAUGAGUACGUCUAUCGCUAUAUCCUAAAUGUGAGGACCGGUGUUGUGGAAUCUGAGAAGGGUUCCCAAUAUGAAGUAAUGGCUGAUUUACAUGUUCGACCAGAUCCCGCAGGAAAUGGCACAUUUGUGUAUCUGGUUGACCCUGAGGUCUACGUUUAUACUGGACCACUCGUCAUGAAGGGCCUAGUGCAUGAUGUUAAAUCUGCAGAAAGAACAUACGCUCCAAUCACCGAGGAGGCUAAAGUUAUCGAACUACCUUUCUAUGUGACCUAUGAUAAAUACGGAAUGGUCAACGAAGUGUUUACCGUCACUGAUGACUCACAGUGGAGCAUUAACAUUAAAAAGGGUAUUGCAUCUGCACUUCAGCUUCCGGUGGACAAGGUUCCAGUAAAAAAGUAUACCAAACCCGUUGUAUUUUCUUCCGUGGAGCAAAGUGUCUACGGAAAAGUGAAUGUGACUUACGAUGUGGAGUCAGUUCAAAAUUACAUUGUGGUGACCAAAACUCCGGAUUACACUAGCUUUGAUCACAUGCCAUAUGAAGUCUACGGCAAUCUUGAAGUAGAAAAAGUUUACAAAAACUACGCAGUCUGGAAUGCAACCUAUCCUGAAACGAAAUAUGUGGUAGUGAGCGACACAGAUGGCGUAAAAGUGAAGGAAGUACACACUGAUAGCGUCAAGACAGUACAACCCUCCAUUUCCGAAGGACAAAUACAGUAUGUUGCAACUAAGCAAUCUUUUGUAUUAACUAAGACUGUAGUUCCUUCAAAUCGAAUGAAGUUUUCUAAAUUUGUGAUCUACAAUUCACUAUAUUACGGUUCAUCCAAGAAAACAUUCGAAACAUACUUCCCAACCUUAUCCGUUGUACCGCACGUGGUCGACAUAUCCAUUUUAGGUCCGAAAGUUCAAGGCAUGCUCUUGGAAGCAGUUGAAUACCUUAACGAAAACCCAAUCACAAACGUUGAAACUGACACUAAACACGGUCUAACGGUUACCAGGAUCGUUGAAGUCUUCAAACCAUUCACCGUAGAAAACUACGAGCAAUUCUACACUUUGAUCACCAAAUCCACUACUCCUAAAGACGUUAUUUUGGUUGAUCUAUUCUACAAGAUCUUACCCCUGGUUGGAACCAAAUAUUCAGUGGUCUUUAUCAAGAACCUCGUCAAGAGCCACAAAGUAAAGGACUUUGUCUCGAGCACUAUGCUAUUCUCGCUAGGACUGAACGUGCGAGUUCCCACAGUAGAGCUGUUAAAGGAAAUCGAAGAGUUCUACCAAUUUGAAGACGAUGUCAAACCAGAAGUCUAUCAUGCUGCGGUGUUAACGUUCGGAUCUCUCGUCUAUAAAACAUUUAAACAGGAUACUCAAUCGCCCGUGUUGCAGCAGUACAUCAAAGUUUUCUACAAAAAGCUUCGUGAAGCUGAAACUUUCGAAGAUCAAUUGGUUUGGUUACAUGGUUUGAAAAACAUUGAAGUAGGGUCCGUCUACGAGCUGAUUGGUCCUAUUGUGAAAGGCGAACAGGUUCUCGAACUCGCAUACGAUCGUCAUCUGCGUGCUCACGCCAUCUAUUCUCUGGAGAAGCUUCUACAUUCUGACUAUGAUGCGUUGUUUGAAAUAGUUUACCCGGUAUUUGUAGACGUUGGUUUAUCUACCGAGCUAAGAGUCGCUGCUUUGAAAGUUUUACUGUCAACCGAAGAUGUUAAAUACUUUGUAAAGAUUUCAACAGUCAUGCAAACUGAAACGAACCCACAAGUCUACUCGUUCUUUAUUACCACUGUCCAACAUAUGGCUGAAUCAUCUCUUCUGGUCGACACUGAUUUCGGGCAAUACGUUAAGCAGGUGGUAAAAUUGUUUAAACAUGUUGACCCAUCCGUUGAAACAAAGGCUUUCUACUACGAUUACGUUGACCUGAAACAUUUCUUCGGUGCGUCAGUCUAUGGAAACCUGGUCGCUGAUGACAAGCACAACAAGGUCAACCAAUUCUACAUUAAUUUCAGUCCGUACGUUAUGGAACGACACGUUGAUCUGUACUCCGUAUAUGUGAAAUUCGAAGGUGUCGAAAACCCACUGACCAUGCUAUGGCCCAAACUGUUCAAUGUCGAACCCAAGACGGUUAAGGAACCAAUCAUCAAACAGUUCGAAAAAGAACCGGUCCAUGUAGAGUUCACCUUGAUGGCCAAUGGAAAGGUUGUUUACACCAAAUUUUUCGAUGAAGAAACAAUCAAAACCUUCUACAGCUAUACUUAUUUGACUGUUCUGACCACGAUGAAGUACCAGUUUACCACCGUUCUGAACCUAGCGGAUGUGGAAGUGUUUUCGCCGACCAUGGACGGUAUACAAACUAAAACCGACUUGGAACUGCCCUUGGUGUCACAGUUCAAAUAUGAUGUUGUGAUGCCUGUUGUCAAAAACGUCAGUGAAGUGACAUUCUCCAUUCACAGUUAUUUCCGUGUUUGGAUGCACGGUUUCUAUGGAAUUUCGGUGUAUAAUCCAUUUGCUUCGACGUGGCAAGGAACUCGCCGGGUGCAAGCAUUCGACUUUAAUGUACCGUUCAAUUUCGACGUAGUCUUCAACUUCCAACAAAACUCGUUCAAGAUCGUAUGGACCAAGAGCACUAAUGAAGUUCAGAACGUUGUUGGAUUCAAAACGCACGUCAAAACUCAAGUAUAUGCCCGGUCUGAUACUGAGCUUGAUUACCUGAGAGUAACAUGUCCAGAAUGCAAACACUUCCUAACGACAGUUGUUGCUCCAGUGUACAAGAAAAAGGAUGUUGUUUUGUACGAGAGUCACUCUAAGUACACUGGUUUGCACUUCUAUCUAUCUGUGUACGAUGUUGAACAAAUUCCUCAUGUUAAAUACUUCCAAUCUCUCUCCGAUGUUUUCGUAAGUGACGUCUUCUAUGAAGGUGCUAAAAUGCCAUUCUUCAAGUUUGUGAUGGCAUAUUACACGUGGUUCUACACCCAUUUCUUCCCGCCGCAGUAUUCGACAUAUGGAGUGGUUGGUUAUAUCAACCCAUGUAAGGUCUAUCCGGCCGACAAGCUCGAAGUCACAUUCAAGGUAAAUACCGAAGUUGUUCAACAUGAUUCCUGGACGACUCCAAACUACCAACAAUACGUGAAACUGGUGGCUGUCUUCAAAAACGACCAUGACGUCGAACUCAACCACUGGGAUAUCAAUGUGCAUUUCACUCACGAAUAUGGCCUGUAUUUCAAGAAGUUAAACGUUCAGGUUACCCGCAAAACCCCAGGAGAGAAGAACAUGAAUGUUUGCCUUGAUUAUGUAAAAAAUAUUGGAACAGACUUGGUCGAGGGCAAGAUGAUUUUCUAUCAUGGUUACUCGUUCGAUCAUAAGUGCGUCAAAGACGAAAUGGUGAUUUCGGUUGGAUGGACUGGAAGUCUCUCGGAAACUCAGAAAAACUUCUCCAAGAGUCCUUACUACUCGUACAAGGAAUGUGCGAAACAUUACGUUCAGGUUUACACACCAUCGGUACAAAAUACCAUCCCGAUUCCAGUAACAUACGAAUGUGCUAAAGCUCAUACCACUGUUCGGAAGUACGUGUACGACAUAGACUACCAGCAUGUGCUGCCGGUGUACGUUGAACUGUUUAGCCCAGUUUGGUUCUGGAUACAACAAGUGUUCCCAGUUUACCAUGACAUCGUGCCGCAGCAUCACGUUCCAGAAGGCGGUUUCGUUGUGGAUGUUGAAUACCCUUUGUGGUGGGUUGAGUACCCGAUAGUCGAUGUUGCCGUCACCACACCGGUGGAAAGUUAUAUUUUCAAACACGUUCCGUAUUACGAGUGGAUCUGGUGGUUCCAACCAGACAGCGUUGUCUUCAGCGAAUACCUCAAUUUAAUGAAAACCACCGGCUACACUACUGAAUGCGUGAUCAAUCCUGUGUUCAACUACACUGGGUACCACUACAACGUCAGCAAAACAUCGGUUUACAAUGAGUGGACUCUUUACGGUGCUGAUCAUCCAAAGAACCACAGUUGGGCUGUGUAUGUCCAAAAAACGGACAUAAGCUUGGUUGCUCUUAAAUUCGUACUUAAUGGUCACGUUGUUGUGGUGCAACCAGUUGUCGACAAGACGGAAGAAUCAUCGGUUGUUGUGGACUAUACAUUCACCGUAGAUAGUGCCAUCAUAGAAGUUAUGAAGCAUGGUGCUGUUCCAGGGGUGCAUCCUAUCAGGUAUUUCCAAGUGACAGAUACGGUUGUAUUUGUGAUUCCAACCGUGUCAGUUUAUGUUGUGUAUGAUGGACAUCAAGUAGUAGUAGAAACGGUCAAAAACGAUACAGUGCAGUACUAUGGUCAGUGCUAUGGCUGAUGGACAAACCUAAUUCGCAGAAAUAAAAUGUUUUGUUUUGCAUAUUUUUAAUGAA